ACACUUUCCUGUGGCGAUGGUAACAUCAGCGGUGGUUUUGUCACCACUGCCGAACAUAGCACUUGUGGCCCUGCUCUUAUCUGGCGUGGAAAAAAGCCUGAUGAAGGAAGCGUGUCAAGUUGCCAGUGCUCUCCAGUCUACUCUAGGAUAUUAUGGCUUAUCGUUCCCUCUAGGCAGGAUGGAGGCUACAGAGUGGCGGCGUCUACUUCACCUCCUGGCGGCGGCACCGGUCAGAGUGGUGUGGGGAGGUGUUAUGAUACCACAGGAAAGUAUCACGGAGGAGGAGCGCAUGGAACUGAGCAAUCUCGCUGAAACUUUGUGGGGAUGUAAGGUGUAUAGGGGAAGUGACGAGGUGUGUUUCGACCCAUAUUAUCCUUAAGCCCUUCCUGAAGAUAAUGAGUCUGAUGAAGAGGAGGAUGAGGAAGAAGAAAUACGAGGAGGAUAUGAAGGAGGAGGAGGAGGAAGAAGAGGAGGACUGGGGGAAGGAAGAGGAGGAGCAGGAGAAGGAUGAGGAGUAGAAGAAUGCCUAAAAAUAAGAAUGCUAUAGAAUCAUCAGUAAUAUUGAGAAUUGCGUGAGUGAUACAGAAUUAUGAAGUUUUUAAUACUGUGAUGAUAAGUAAUAGCAAUAAGGUAUUAUUGUUAUUAUUACUACUCCUACUAUUGUUACCAAUAUCUUUAUUAUUAUUAUUAUUAUUAAUGUUUCUCAUUCAUUUGUAUACUCGAUUUUUUUCCUUUGGUUUAUGAUUUGUAGGUUACAAUGAAACCUGAUUUAUUUUUUUUUAUAAUGGUUUCUUUAGUUAUGAGAAAAAAAUAAAUCCUUGCUAAAACUUCGUCGUGAAUCAAAACUUUGAUUUUGAAACUUUUAAGUUGAGAGAGAA
Molecule: messenger RNA, 878 nt
Organism: Portunus trituberculatus (swimming crab)
Lineage: Eukaryota; Metazoa; Arthropoda; Malacostraca; Decapoda; Portunidae
Exons: 3
Coding region: 17-379 (120 amino acids)
Source: RefSeq, a predicted model, not a curated record